This is a messenger RNA of Closterium sp. Yama58-4, 1311 nucleotides long. NCBI's taxonomy places the organism in Eukaryota, Viridiplantae, Streptophyta, Zygnematophyceae, Desmidiales, Closteriaceae. The record is from the annotation of a GenBank genome assembly.
AUGACUGGCUCUCGCCUCGCGACGCGGGAGGCCAUGGCACCUGCUGCGGCCGGCAAUAAGGAUGUGGCUAUGGCGGGCGGCAAGGCGAGCGGCAUGGCACCUGCUGCCCGGUUGGCGAUCUACAAGGUGUUGUGGACGUAUGAUGGCAGCCGCACCGCCAACACCGAUGACAUCCUGGCAGCCGUAGAUCAAGCGGUGGCGGACGGCGCGGAUGUGAUCUCGCUCUCACUGGGUGGCCUCUAUCCCGAUGCAACGUACUUCGAUGACAUUCCCUAUCUCAAUGCAAACCUCGCGGGCGUGUUUGUGACGUUUGCUGCGGGCAACUCCGGCCCUCCCAACGGCACAACCUUUGACUCGUACAGGACCCUUGCCAACUUCUCGCCUUUCUACCUCACUGUUGGAGCGAGCUCCAUUGAGCGAAAUGGCGUUGUGCUUCCCAAGGCUGUUGAGAAUGUAACAUCCGCCUCCAUCCUGUCUGCAUACCCGCUGGGCGACGCUGCCCCCCGGAUCGGAUACUUCUCCUCCACAGGCCCCGUCUGCCGCCCCUGGACCGAUGCCGUCGGUGCACAGCCCACCAACAGCAUCUUAAAGCCCGAUAUCAUCGGCCCUGGUGUGAAACUGUACGCUGCGGCUCCAGGGAAGACGGUAGGCGAGACUGGAACGUAUUCUCAGAAGUCUGGGACCUCCAUGGCCACGCCUCACCUGGCAGGCAUUGCGGCCCUCAUUCUGCAAAAGUACCCCAAGUGGAGCCCUGCGCAGGUCAUGUCUGCAAUCAUGACAACUGCAGUCACAACCAACACGGAUGACAACAAGAUUAAGAACGACAAUGGUGACUCGGCAACUCCCUGGGAGAUGGGUCAAGGGCAUGUUUACCCCCCUAAGGUGCUUGACCCUGGGCUUACGUACGAUGCCCGUGCAGCCUACUACAUGAACUUUCUCGCGGGGCAGAGCCUUACAAAGGCACAGACGGAGUUCCCCAACGCGAAGCUCGUGCGAAUGCCUCCCCGGAACCUGAACCGUGCGAGCAUAGCUGUGGCCCGGCUGAAAGGGAAUCUCACGGUGACCAGGCGCGUGACGAACGUUGCAGACAAGGAGUCCACCUACAAGGUCAAGAUCAAGUCUCCCAGUGGGGUGUCUGUGAAGGUUUCUCCCAAGAAGUUCAAGAUUGGUGCGGGUCAGAAGGCGUGGUACACGGUGACUCUCAAGGUUGCGAAAACUUCGGAGGAGUUUAAGUAUGGGAGCCUCACGUGGAAGGAUGGAGAUGGUCACUCGGUGAGGUCUGUUCUGGCUAUCCAGCCAGUUGCAUUGUGA